AUGUCGAACACUCAGCCGGAUCCUGCCAGUCGUUCUCUGGUCUUGGCAGAGGCCAUGACACCGCCUCCUCUGCGACCGGACUUUCAAGGCCGUGCGCUCUUAGCCCUUAGCCUGACUUUGGCCCUUGCAGCCUUCGUCUGGUUCUCCCCGAAAUCCGAUUCCUCGUGGUCGCAAGCGGCGACGAUCGAUUUCGGGGAGUCGGAGGUGAGGGUGGCCGGGGAGGUCGUCUUCGGUGGCUUUGCUGGCUUUGGCAAGCUGAACAGAUGCCACAAAGUCCCAGCCGAAGUCCUGAAGAUGAAUCCUUCCUUCGCAGUGACCGGCAACAAAGCCAAGAUCACGGUCUACGCAAGAAACAACUGCGAGUGGCAUCGGCAAGAAGUGAUUGGCUCCUGCGAUGCGAAUGCUGCCGCGGACAUCGUGGAGGCAAUGAGCGGGAUCAAUCAUGAAUGGCUGUCACAAGCCCAAAGCUUCUCGAUCGAGCAGUGCUGA
Symbiodinium sp. CCMP2592 is the source of this 489-nucleotide messenger RNA. NCBI's taxonomy places the organism in Eukaryota, Dinophyceae, Suessiales, Symbiodiniaceae. The record is from the annotation of a GenBank genome assembly.